Hemicordylus capensis (graceful crag lizard) is the source of this 5005-nucleotide messenger RNA. RefSeq names its product zinc finger CCCH-type containing 6 (gene ZC3H6). The transcript has 12 exons. Lineage: Eukaryota; Metazoa; Chordata; Lepidosauria; Squamata; Cordylidae. Bases 577 to 4137 code for a protein of 1186 amino acids. Gene Ontology annotation, molecular function: RNA binding; metal ion binding. Gene Ontology annotation, cellular component: nucleus. Gene Ontology annotation, biological process: negative regulation of DNA-templated transcription. The record is from RefSeq and is a predicted model, not a curated record.
CAGCGAGCGGGCGCCAUGUUUGUAAGGAAGACAUAACCAGGGCCAGCAGCUCCGCUCGGGCCAACAGCCUCCCCGCCACCCGCCCCCGUUGUGCGACUCCCGCCCCCUCCUCCUCGUGGUGCGUGUGUGUUGGAUGUUGUGACCCCCCCGGCCGGGACUCCCCACCCCCACCCCAUCCCCCGCUCUCCUCGGGAAGCCGCCUCCCGCCUCCCACCAGGCUUGUGGCGAGGCGCAGGGCAGCCCCUCCUGGCCUAGAGCGACCGUUAAAAGUGUCCCUCUCUGGCUGGCCUCACUCAGUCGAACCGUGAGUGGAACCUGCGUCCGCCGCUUCCCCGAGGGGGCCCUGCUGCGCUGCCGUCCCCUUCCCUGCCCUCCUUGAGGAGACGCGGCGCUAGUGCCGUCGUUGCGGGCUCUGUGUGUGUGUGUGUGUUGUGUGUAGUGUAUGGUGUGUGUGUGCGCGCCUCCUCCCUCCCUCCCUCCUUCCUCCUCCUCUCCCAACGCCCCACCACGGGCAGCGGCAGCGAGCAGUGUCCUGCCUUCCUCCUCCUCCCCGCACACACAGCCAGAGCCAGCACAAUGGCCUUUGAAAGCCUGUUCUCCAAGCCCCCAAACCCAGUUCUUGACCAAAACAUGCCCGACUCUGACAGGCAACAUGCAGGGGACGAAAGAGAGGAUGGUGAACUCGAAGAUGGUGAAAUAGAUGAUGCUGGAUUUGAAGAAGAUAAGGAAGAACAGGAUGCAAAAGUUGAAGAUAAACAGAAAAAUGAAAAAGCCCAUAGAAAAUCCCGAAAGAAGCGUAAAAAAGAAAAAGAGAAGAAAAAAUCAAAAAGGAGAAGACGAGAUAAACACAAGCAUAAUUCCCCUUCUAGUGAUGACAGUUCUGACUAUAGCCUUGAUUCUGAUGUUGAACGUACAGAAAGAUCCCAUAAGAAAGGAGCUGGUUUCUACAGAGAUUAUGAGUCUUCAUUUCUUCAGCAUGGGCAUAUUUCAGGAAAAUAUGCCUCCUCACAGAAGACGCAGCAUAAUAAAAAAUCAAAGAACAAGGACUAUGAAAAUUACAGUGAUGAUAAUUUUGGCUACAAUGAGGAUGAAAAAGAGGAUUUUGCUGACCAAUUAAAACAAUAUAGACAAGCUAAAGAAGCUUCAAAUGCUGAUUUAGAAACUCCAGUUUCAAAAGAACCAGUGAAAAAACAAGGAAUGAAAGGGAUUCAGAAAGGUGCACAGACAGGCAACAGUUAUGGUAUUGGCCGAGGGCGUGGCAUUCCGAAGAAACUGAAGCGCAAAGACCGUGGAAGGGGAAGAGGGGCAAAUAAAGGACCUGAGGAGGAAAUGAAGCCAGUGAAAAAAUGGCCAACUAUGAGUCAGGCAUUCAUAAAUCAGCAUACUGUGGAACACAAAGGAAAACAAAUUUGCAAAUAUUUCCUAGAGGCGCGAUGUAUUAAGGGAGACCAAUGUAAAUUUGAUCAUGAUGCAGAAAUAGAGAAGAAAAAGGAAAUCUGCAAAUUUUACAUACAGGGUUAUUGUUCGAAAGGAGAGAACUGUAUUUACAUGCACAAUGAAUUUCCUUGCAAGUUCUAUCAUACAGGAGCAAAGUGCUACCAUGGUGAUAAGUGCAAGUUUUCUCAUGACCCACUAACUAAAGAGACAAAAGAACUACUUGAUAAGGUAUUGAAUACUGAAGAGGAACAACAAAAUGAUGAUGAGAAAGAAGUGGAAGAACUGAGGAAGCGUGGGAUAGUGCCUCUUCCUAAGCCACCUCCAGGAGUUGGACUUUUGCCAACCCCACCAGAACCAUUUUCAUUUGCUGAGGAAGAUGCUGAAAACUUUCAGGACCCCUCUGGAGAAUUCAAGAAAAUUCCAUCUCUUUUUGAGAUAGUGGUUAAACCUACUGUGGAUUUAGCACACAAGAUUGGAAAGACUCCACCAGCUUUCUACAACAGCACAUCACCACCAGGGCCAGAAUUUGAAGGAAGUGAUCUACAUUUGUACAAUGCAGAAUCAAGCCCAGGGCAUAAUGGACCAGCAGGACUCCCAGGUUCUCCUGGGCAUCCCUGUAUAGGCCCAGCAGUACCACAGAGUCCACCUUUGCAGGCAGUUCCUCCGGGUUACAUAGGACCACAGGGUCAAGCAGGUGGACCUAUGCACGGACAGCAGGGUGGCCCACCUUUAACACCACCUGGUGCAUCAUAUGGCUGUGGAAUUGCUCAAGAACACAUGGCAAACAUGCCUAGAGGCAAUCAUUGUCCACCUGGUCCACCGUAUCAGCAGAUUCCUGGUGAACGACAGCCAAAUACUGCUUACGAGUCUCUUCAAAAUCCAGCCAACUUCUAUGACAAUUAUUAUUCACAUCAGGCUGUACAUAACUUCCAGACAACCAACAACUCUGGUGAUGGAACAUGGCAAGGAGAGUUUCUGGAUCACCAGCCUCACCACAUUUCUUCAGAUCCACAUAACAGCAGUGGAACUGAAUAUGAGUCAGAUUGUGCCACUCCAGCAGGCCACAAUCCAGCUAUUAAUGUACCAGAUUUUCUACCAGCAAUGCAGAAAGCUCUUUUUGUAAGGCUCAGUCAAAAACAACAAGAUGGUGGAGAGCAGAUGAGCAAUCAGUGUCAGAGGUCACUGAGUAGAGAAGAAGAUGAUAAUGUCAACUGGUACUCCAGCAGUGAAGAGGAAGAAGGAAGCAGUGUUAAAUCAAUACUAAAAACCUUAAAGAAACAAAGUGAGACAUUUAGGAAUAAGCAACAGCAGUCAGCUGAUCAGCAGUUGCGUGUAAUGCCUACUGACCCAAGGCUUGCUAAAGAGAGAGGCCCAGGAACCCAGGCUGUUGAUCCCAGGCUGAGAUCAGCUUCAAGAUCCAAUGUUCGAAAACCUUCAGAUUCAGCUUUGGACCCAAGGCUUGCACGAGAUCCUAGAAUCUUAAAGGGUAAUGAAAGCAGUCACACAAGCUCAUCUGCUGGUGGAGCAAAGCUAGAUUUGCAUCACACAUACCCUAAUGUUAAGAUUACACAAAAAGGGCUGGAAGAAGAAGAAGAGGAUGCAGAACGAGAGCUGAGAGAGCGAGCUUUUCUGAUACCAUUGGACCCCCUACCUGGAGUAACGUUGCGGGAUCCAAGGUCUCAGCUUAGACAGUUCAGCCACAUCAAAAUGGACAUUGUUCUGAGCAAACCCAACUUUGCUAAACAUAUUGUAUGGGCUCCUGAAGAUUUACUCCCAGUACCAUUGCCGAAACCCGACCCUGUAUCCUCAAUCAAUUUACCCCUUCCUCCACUGAUAGCUGACCAGAGAUUUAAUCAACUACGGAAUAUCAAAAGUGAUCCUAUCCCAAGUGCAAUGCCAUUGGACCCAAGACUGGCAGCAAAAGCAAAAAACUCAAAUUUAGCAAAUAGAAGCGUCUCUUUGGACCACUCUACAGAUUCACAUCCUGGUAACAUAGCAAGCAAAUUAGGAGAUCCACGCUUGCAGAAAAUUGUUGACCCCAGACUCCACAGACUGUCUAGUACAGAUUCUCACCAUGGAAUAAUGAAAGACACUCUGCCUCCAAAAAUGGACCCUAGAUUAGCCAAAUCUAGUGCUGGUACUUCACAGUCCUCAGAAGUUGCAAAUUUCCAAUCGGACACUGAUGUCUUGCCUCCAUAUGCACCCAAGUUAUCCUCUGCUAGUACUAGACUAGGCACUCCUAGCUCAUUACUUAGUGGCAUUAGUUUGUAUGAUCCAAGAAAUAAUACUUCAUCAGAGCCCUCUCCAGUUAAUUCAGGGGAGAAUGGAGAGAACCAGAAAAAGGGAAUUUUGAAAAAUACUGGCCAAAACGAAGCUACUCUGUCCGAAGAACCGGUGCUUCAAAAACCAUCCCCAAAUGUGGAAAAAAGCCUGGAAGCUUCUGGAGAGGCCAAUCCAGAUAAAGUGGGUAGUGUCAAUAAAACUCAAGCGAAACACUCGAGUGCUGCCCCAGCAGUACACAAUCUUCCCAUCCAAGCUUUAUCAGGCUUGAUCAGACCACAGUACAGCGAUCAAAGGCAAGUGAAGCAGCCUGGGCAGGCCAGUCAAAUGCCAGAGAGCGAUCCCAAUGGCGAAUCAGAUGACAAAUCACUGAAAGACGUUUUCAAGACUUUUGACCCAACUGCUUCACCUUUUUGUUAGCUAUUGGUUUAUUAAGACUUUUUACCAUUGUGAAUAAUGCAGGUUUCUGCAGUUUUGUAACUGGUUUACCUCUAUGCUUUAUUUAUUUUUAAAUUAUAACCAGAAACACUUUUGGGCUGCUAUUUUCAGAACCACAUGCAGUAAUACAGUAAGCUAUAGUGUUUGCCAAGUUGGUAUUUUCUAUGUAAUUUCCCCAUUUCAGGGAGACUAAUAAAUGAUCUGUUAAAAAUAGGUAUAUCAUGUUAGAGCUAAGAGAAGCACCUUCAUUGUAAAUAAUCAUUAUUAAGGAUUCAAUUUGAAGACUUGUAUAUGUGUAAUGUCUUUUCAAAAUCAACAUUUAGAGAAUGUUUGCCACUUUUGUAUGAUUGUAUAGGUUCAAGCAAUAUAAUGUACAUUACUGUGAGAGAUACUAUUUAAGAUGAGUUAUCAAGCCAAACUUGCUAAAUAAAAUAAAAAUAUUGAUCUUUUCUGAGCAUUUGACACAAGGCAUCAUUUUUUUAUUCAUGGAAUUAAUAUUCUUAGCCUAAAAUAUACUGUAUUGCAUAUUGAGGAGCUGAAACAACUUUUUAAAGUAUUUUAUUCUAUGCUGUAUAUAGAAGAAAUUGCAAAAGACAUAAUUGGAACAUUAUUGUUUAACUAGGGAGGGGAGAACCUAAGUUGUAUGUGUAAAAAUGUAUUUACUUUUUUCAUGUGUACACUAUUAUCAAUUAGUGCUAUGUCACAUUGUGGUGUUCAUGUAUUCAAUGUAUUUUUGUAUUCAACUGCUUAAUUUGUAUUGCUUUUUUGUAUUGAUGUAACUAAAGUAACAUGUAUUCAUGUGUCCAUACGACAUUUUUAACAAAUUAAAAAAAGAUAGUGAAGAUCUCUA